Sordaria macrospora k-hell is the source of this 2091-nucleotide messenger RNA. RefSeq lists its product as uncharacterized. NCBI's taxonomy places the organism in Eukaryota, Fungi, Ascomycota, Sordariomycetes, Sordariales, Sordariaceae. The record is from RefSeq and is a predicted model, not a curated record.
AUGGACACCACCACCAACCUUUUUAACCCUCGCGAUCUUUACAACCCGAUAACGCUCACACAGCGCCAGCAGCGCACUCUUCCUCUCCGGUCAGCCACGGCGACACCUGCAUCGGACGACGCAUCCCCCACUCCGUCUUCUCAGAGAACUCUCCGUCGAACACCGCGCUUUCAAGCCACCCGUAGUCCGAGCCCGACUCCGAGCCCAUCCCGCUCUUCGCGCCGCAUUCACCUCGAGGCCGCCAGCAUUGGCAUCGCACCCCAACCCAUCUUCUCGACCGCUAGUCCCCCCGGACUUGGACAACCCUAUCAACCACACGAGAGCUUUCGGCAACGCCUUUCACAAGAUAGCAGCGACGAUCUCAACGAAGACACAUUCCCACCCCAGCCGUCAUUUAUCCCCGAACGGACCUCCUCCUUAUCCCACUCUAAUCCCCUCCGUCUUUCUCGACACACAAAGAGCGCUAUCCUUUGGGCUCUCGAGGAAGCUCUAAGACAACCGUAUUCUUUCUCCCCAGACCUGGACGAAGAAAACGCUUCGAUGGCGGAUCUACUGAGCGGCGGCGUCGGCCCCGCUACUUCCAAUGGUCAUGUCGUGCCAUCAUCACGACCUACCGUACCUUCUCAAACUGGCUCCCCCCAGCAAGUGAUCCGUGGCCCUAGGAUGAUCAUGCGUGAACGUGCUGAACGGGAGGCAAGACAAAAGGCCGAGAGAGAGCAGAUGGAACGUGCUCGCGCUGAAGAGGAGGCGCGUAUGCUUGAGGAGAUGCGUCGACAGAAUGCCGAAAGGAGAAGUGCUGCUGCUGGCGCUGCACCCGGUGGUAACGUAGCCACCGACCCAGCCACACAACGUAGGCAAAAACGGGCUCAAGAGUCCCAGGGUGGUCCUCAGGUACAGCCCGGGAAUCCCCCACAAGCGGACGUGUCGCAACCUUUGCGCCCAGCUCGCACCGGUCAACCAAAUCAGGCGCCCCAGGGCUUCACACCGGCCACUGGGACUGGCGGUGCAGGCGAGCCGUCAGCGCCGAAUGCCGGUACCAGAGUGAAGAACUCGUUCCCUCAUGCUUUUGAGCGAUGGGAAGCCCUGUCAGCGCACUGGGAGGGAAUGACCAGCUUUUGGAUACGUAAACUCCAGGAGAAUACCGAAGAGUUCGACCGAAACCCGAUCUCUUCUCAGCUAUCCAGACAGGUCAGCGACCUAUCAGCAGCAGGUGCCAACCUCUUUCAUGCCGUCGUUGAGCUGCAAAGGCUACGCGCCAGUUCCGAGAGGAAGUUCCAGCGCUGGUUCUUCGAAACGCGGUCAGAUAUUGAGCGCCUGCAGGAGACUAACGCCAUGCUCGAGAACGCCUUGGAAGAGGAACGGCGAAGCAGAGCUGAAGUCGCCCGUCAAGCUCAGGAGCAGGAGCGCGAGAGUGCGAAGACUCAGAAAUUACUUACCGAGAUGCGGAAAGAGUUAUCAAUCUCGAAAGACGAGGCUCGUCGUGCAUGGGAGGAACUUGGUCGUCGAGAACAGGAAGAAAGGGACCGCACACUUUCUCUUCAGCAGGGCCAUCCAACAAUAGUCGGCGGCGUCCAGGUCGUGCCGAUGACGCAGGGUGUUCCUAAUCGCCAAGCGAGCACGCGGGAACAUCAGAGAACCCAAUCCGAUACUUCCGACUAUGUCGCCGCACAAAAUCCGCAGUACCCUCAGUAUACUCAAGGGUCCGCUGCCCAACCGAACACGACUGCCGCUGGCCAACCAAGUGGCGGAUAUUACCAGCAACAACCCGAUACCUCCACGCAACCACCUGGAGAGUAUGGGGCGGGUUCAGAAGCAGGCUAUGACGAAGCACCCGCCCCGGAAGAAGCUCACCAAUCUGACCAGGCGACAGAGGAUUUUGAAACCCCUACCUCGAAUCCUGCGACCAACUAUCCCCCGUCGAGUUCGCAAUACGGCGGCACGUACCCUGAACCAUCCGGAUAUGGAGGGCAAGGCUACGCAGCGCCUGGAUGGGAAACGAUGCCGCGACACCAUCACCCAACAAGGCUAAGCGACGUGCUGGAAGAGGACGAACGUAGUCGCACUUCGGCAAGCCGAGUCAGCCAGGCGUGA